Messenger RNA from Drosophila suzukii, 1579 nucleotides. The record is from RefSeq and is a predicted model, not a curated record. Lineage: Eukaryota; Metazoa; Arthropoda; Insecta; Diptera; Drosophilidae.
CAAUUUCAGGAACGUUAGCAGUAGUUUUAAGAGCUGUAUCUGGGUCAUCUUUGUUUGAGGCGUUAAGUAAUAAUGGUUCAGAAAUAUUGCUAGUGGAGUGGAAGUGUUCAACGGCGUACUAGGUUCGGAGGGAGGUGCAUUGUCGGCAAUAAAAUCAACGUUGAGUUGAUUAUUAAGAAAUUUUCGUCUGGGGGAUUCGCUUAGAAGUGUGAGGCCCAGAAAUGUAGAUUCAGCGGAACCAUAUAUCUUAGUGAGGACACUUAAUUGAGACCGAACCUUUUGAAACCCAGAUCUCGUUUGCAUCAUAAAAGUUCUCAUUUCUGAGGUAAUGUUUUGGCAUGAAGAACAAGCCCAGUAGUAUUGGCUGCGUUUCCAAACAAUAUCACGGAUUCUACUGUUAUGACCGCCACCACCAUAUUUAAUAUGUGACCAGUUAUUACACAGCCAGGACAUCAAGAAAUUCUCACCUGAGAGGAAGCCGCUAAACUUGCUUUUCUUGGCUCAGCAAAGUUGAGAUAUUUCAGUAACAGUUGAAGAGUAAUUGAUACUUAAUAAGGAAGCAAGCAGCGAGAACGGAUGCGAUAGCAGUAGAGCGAUAGGUCCAGCGGCGAUCUGUCCAGUGCAGAGAGAUGCAGAAAGGAGACAGGGAGAGAGCGUAAUAUGCAGGCGAUGUUCUGAGCCCGAUUUCGUUUUCGACAAAUGUAUAAAAGUGUGACCGAAGUUUUCAGAGUUCAUCCGCAAAGCAAAUAGCAUGGUCUUACGUCAAUCAGCUGGGUUUGUUGACAAACAAAAAUCAAAAAAAAUGAAAAUUUAAAAGUUACAAAAUGUGGAAGACCAAGGACUCAAGCUUUACCUUUGCAGUAGGCAUGGCGAUGUGCAUUGCCGCAGCAGAGCAGGAGGAGGCGGAAAAAAGGACACAGAGGCGGAAAUAUUGGGUGAGCCCGUAUCUCAAGGAACGCUCGUUUAAAGGCCGCUAUGCUUCAGACUUUCAGAACUUGGUUAACACCCCAUCCAUGUUCUUCGAGAACUUUCACAUGCCGGAAAGCAGCUUCAACGCACUCUUUGGAUUGGUGGAGCAACACCUUAUCCCCAAAAGGAACACCCGGCCAGAUGCCAUACCGCUAAAAGCGAAGUUGGCCAUCGUUUUGGAAUUUCUUGCUUCUGGAGAUCUGCAACGCCAUGUUGGAUCCACUUAUCGGAUCAGCAAGCAACAUUUCGGUGUCAUCCUCGACCAGGUUUGCACAGCAAUUUGGACUGCGUUGCAAGGGGAAUUUCCGAAGUGGACCACCGAUAACAUGCUGAGGUGGGCGAAAGACUUUGAAGACGAAUGGAACUUUCCAAACUGUCUUGGUGCCGUCGACGGGAAGCAUGUGGCGAUAAAGGCCCCCACUAAUAGCGGAAGCCUUUUUUACAAUUAUAAGGGAUUUCAUUCGAUUGUGCUUAUGGCAAUCUGCGACGCUCACUACCGAUUCACUUACAUAGAAGCCGGUGCGCUUUUUGAACGCUUUUUCGCACAGUACUCUUGGAAAACGCCUACUUCUGGAUGAGCUGCCGUUUCCAGAGGACAAAGUGAUAAACG